AUGGAGCUACCCACAUUGCUCAAGCUUCUAAAAUCAUUAAAAGAAGUUGACUUGUUCAAAGGAGGUAUUACUUCGUUGCGGCAAGUUAUAAAAGAUAUUGGCUUUGUUUACAAAAAAGUUAACAAAAGGAAGAUUAUCAUGGAGAGGACUGACAUUGCCCUAGCAAGAUGUACAUUUUUAAGGAAGGCUAAAAACAUAAGUGAUUGGAGCAAAGUUGUCUUUUUGGAUGAAACGUGGCUAAACGCCAACCACACAGUGGCUAAAAGUUGGACCGACGAUACGGCACAAUCGAGUACCAAAGUACCGGAGGGCAAAGGCGAACGCCUUAUUAUUUGUCACGCAGGUACAGCAAGUGGAUUCGUCCCUAAUUGUUUGCUGGCUUUUAAGUCAAAAAAAACUACGGAGUAUCAUGAGGAGAUGAACUACGAAAAAAUUAAAGAUUGGUUCAUAGGUCUAUUAAAUAAUUUAAAAGAGCCUAUGACCAUAAUAAUGGACAACGCACCCUACCAUUCGGUACAAGUUAAUAAACCCCCAAACCAAUCCAACCGCAAAAGCGAGUUGGUGAAGUGGCUGAGUGAAAACGGAGUUACAGCGGAUAUAAAAAUGUUAAAGACGGAGCUUAUUGCCUUAAUCCGGCGUCAUAAGCCACCAACUCCUACCUAUGCUCUGGACGAGAUAGCAAAAGAAAAAGGCCACCAGGUCCUUCGACUACCACCCUACCAUUGCCAGUAUAAUGCUAUUGAGCUGAUUUGGGCUCAAUAA
Molecule: messenger RNA, 762 nt
Organism: Trichoplusia ni (cabbage looper)
Lineage: Eukaryota; Metazoa; Arthropoda; Insecta; Lepidoptera; Noctuidae
Exons: 1
Coding region: 1-762 (253 amino acids)
Molecular function (GO): nucleic acid binding
Source: RefSeq, a predicted model, not a curated record